Molecule: messenger RNA, 5386 nt
Organism: Zophobas morio
Lineage: Eukaryota; Metazoa; Arthropoda; Insecta; Coleoptera; Tenebrionidae
Product: FERM and PDZ domain-containing protein 2-like
Exons: 12
Coding region: 488-4150 (1220 amino acids)
Biological process (GO): positive regulation of hippo signaling
Cellular component (GO): cytoplasmic side of apical plasma membrane; cytoskeleton
Molecular function (GO): protein binding
Source: RefSeq, a predicted model, not a curated record
CGCUACGCACGGAGUCGCUUGAGGAGGUCCGAUAAAUGUAACUUUGAAAUUUUCAAACUGUGCUGAUCCAUGCGAGGCAAUUCGUCGGUUUUUUCUGUAGGUUUUUUGUUUGGUCGCCGUGCUUUUUUGGUUUCGUAGAGGAGACGCACUUGCGAAGAUAAAAUCGGAAAUUAAAUAAAACUGGUGACGUGGAUGUGUACGGUUCAUUUAUUGCAUUCACCGAAAGGGUGGCGGUUGGUAAUGUUGUGCGUUGAUGCCUUUAUUGGCCGACGACACCGCCUGUGAUGCGACUGCUCACGUGGAACUCCCUCAUCAUGUUCGACAUCGUGUUCGUGUUCUUCUUGUUCCUGGUGGGGGUCACAUGCUUGGUGUACUACCUGCCGGGGAGACGACCCGAACCGGAGGAUCGGCCCCUGCAGUGCUACGUGACUGUUACCUCGGCGGACGUGCAAGGAUCGCCUGUUGAUCACGUCUAGAAAAUGGCCACAUGUCAAGGUCUCGCAUUAAAGAAGUUCGUCUUCAUGGAGGUCCAAGUUUGGGAGAACUCUUGACGGCGCGUCCCUCGGGCCUCACCGAGCCCGAGUGUUGGGCUAUUUUGUGUCAAGCUGUUCAAGCGCUGCAAGAUUUAUUCUUAUCUGAUGGCGCCUCAGGUGAUUCGUGCAUUCCUCUGGUAACACCGUCUACCCUCAUGCUUUCAUCCAGGGGAAGAGUGAAACUAUGUCAGAGCAGCACAGUAUUUGGAUGUGGUCCCCCAGCGCACCUGGCAGGGUAUUUAGCCCCUGAAUACAGGCCUAACAAACAGUGCACAGACACGGAGACGGAAAAGAUGUGGAUUUUUGCCUUAGGAGAGACGCUGAAAAGAGUUACUUUGACUUGCCACGCUGCAACUUUGCGACUGAGCAAUGACUUGUACCAAGUUUUGAUGGACAUGACGAAAGUGCACGUGUCCGGACGAGCUUCUUUGAUGUACCUUCUAGAGGUUAUUUCCGACUACUGUAAACGUCGUCAACAAAACCGCCCCUUUUCCCACAUCGUUAUGGAUUUACAUCAAGAGGCAAUGGCAGCUGUUGAAUUGGCCUUAGAUACACCUUGGGGACCCCCCGCGAUGCCCGAAUUACGUCCCAGAACCAGAAACAGAAGCGAAUCCAACCCCGAGGGCCUCGGCACCAUCCCCAGGCGCUGGAUCAACCUGACCCGGACCUACGAGUCCAUCCCCAAGCUGACCAAGGAGGCCAGCACCAGCAUGGAGGACCUCUCCUUCGGGGUGUCCAGCGCGCCCGGCAGCGUCGUGCGCCCCAAGUCCAUGUGCGUGCCCGACACGCGCUACUUUGACUUUCACUACGGUUCGGGUUCGAACGUUGCGAAAAGUGCGGGCGACGGCGACGACGGCCACAGGCGCCUGCGGGUGCGGAGGAACCCGGUGCAGAGGGCGGCGUCGAGGCUGUACCGGGCGAACGUCACUCUGCCGGUUGACAGCUCCAGGGAGUGCGUGGGACCCGAGUUCGUGGUGAGGGCGUCGCUGCCCAGUAAGCAGAUUUGCAUGCCCGACUUCAAAGGGCAAGCCAAGAAGCACGUCAUCGUUAUUAUGUUGAAUGGACAAAAACUGGAUGUCCUGUGCAAUCCGAAUUCCACAACGGCGGGUCAACUGUUUGAGGCCAUCAUUCAAAAAGAGCACAUCGAGGAAAACUUCAUGCUAGGCCUCUCGGCGCUGAUAGCCGGCGAUUUUGUGUUUUUACCGUCGGACACCAGAAUCUGCAAGGCUGUGCAAUCUAACAGUUCCCAAAAUGCCGCCCUCACACUGUUCAUGAGGGUGCGCUUCUUUUUGCCGAGUCUUCGGGGCAUUAGAGGACCGCAGGCCCGCCAUUUGCUCUACCUUCAGCUAAGAAGGUCGAUUUUAGAACACCAAUUACCGUGCUCGUUCUCGCAACUAAUCGAGCUGGAUGGACUCGCUCUGCAAGCCGAGUUUGGAGACUACAGUGAAAGGGAACAUGGAUCUAGAGAUUAUUUUCUUCUGGAACAUUAUGUUCCUGAAACAAUGUCUUGUGCAGUGGAUGACCAGUACAGUUUGAGACAAGGACUUAUCCGAUCUCAUAUUUCUAAAAGUGGACUAAGUGGGGAGAAGGCCGAACAAGACUUUAUUAUUCUUGCACAGAGCCUCCCACACUAUGGAGGACAUUUUUACACAGCAACUUGGAUGCUAAAAGACAAUAAUCAUAAAGACGUUUGGCUGUACAUUAGCGCCCAAGGGAUCAACCUUUACGAACGAGACAGAUCAUCAAGCAACUGUGGACCACAACUAUACGAAAUGUUUGAAUGGAGAAGCAUUCAAACUUUGUGCUACAGCAAACAGUACUUAUGUAUACUUCCACAUUCCAAAACCCUGCACUCGUCAAAACUAAAAAAGUACAAGUUAAAAAUGGACCAUAAGAAGAGUUACUUUACGUUUCGUUUAGCUUCGUUGCACCAUCAGUUCUUCUUGCGCCUCCGCACCGAGUACACUUCUCUCCAGACCCUGUCCCAGCAGUUCGGCAUUCCUUUGAAAGACAUGAAAAACGAAACAAAUUCCUUAUGUAAAUUGGAAGCUCUGACGAACCCCCGCUACGUGGCUCUAGACCAAGCCACCGUAAACGCGGAAACUGAAUUUAAGAUCGAUUUUCGCGCAUCUUCCAAAUGCAGCAACAAAACGACGAACGAAACCAAAUGUAGAAAAGCGAAGAGUGUUAACGAUUUCGCGGCAAUCAACUACGACGAAAUCAACGAAGACUACCAAAAUAAAGAAAACGAACACCCUGCGGAGAGAAAGAGUUCCGGAUUGGUUCUAGAUAGUUGCUAUUUGUCGGGUUUGGGUAAUAACAUCACGAGCGAUAAGCGAAGAGGUGUGAAAAUGGGGACUCGAGUGUUCAGUAAUCUCGGACGCGUCUCGCGAUCGAUGGAAGCGGUCAAUGCGGCGAGUCACGAAUACCUCGAAGAGAUGUCGCUGCAGUCGGUGUCUUUGCACUGUAGCUCGACUUCGAUUUCUCGGUCGCCUACCAAUGAAAGGGUUCCUUCAAAUGAGGCCUACAUUAUAGAUUCCUCGGUAAAAUCUUGCGGAAAUCAGUUUCUACCGGACUUCCAAGAGAGCAUCAGCGACACUCUAUUGGAAAAGUUCAACAAUAUUUCCUUCGCUGAAGAACGUAUUCUGUCGAAUGUUGCGGUAAAGCGAGACGGUAAAGGUAGUUUGGGCAUUCAGAUCACAGAGGGCUCUGACGGUAACGUCUACAUCCAGUCGGUAAUUCUGGGAGGACCGGCACACUUAACAGGAAAUAUUUUAAGCGGCGACCAAGUAGUGGCCGUCGAUGGUCGCAGUCUCCUCGGAAUGAAAUACAAAAACGCUUUAAACUUACUAACGAAUACAGGGCAGAAAGUCGAUUUUGUGUUGUCGAGGGUGGCGCCAUCUAAACGCAACUCCCACACACAAUCAACUCUGAAGCUUGGUGAUACAGAGCAAUUAAAAAGUAAAAUGAAUUUAUCAAACAUAAAUGAGUCACAUUUAAAAACGUUAAGGUUAGAAAAUACGAUGAACAAACUAAAACGCUUAUCAUAUCCUAAUAAUAAUACGAGUUCGUCUAGUGUACAAAGGGUUUUAUACAGCGACAAGGUUGGCAGUCCUGUGGAGAAGCACGUGACUGAAAGUUGUCUCGAUAUUUCUAAUUUUCAUAAAUACGGAGCUAACACUAACACAUCAACGGAAGUACCAUAUCAUAAACAUAUCCGCUACGAAAUUGAAUCUGAAACCGAAAACUUGAUGUCUAAAAAGACCUUGCCUCUAUGUAAUUCUAGUGGUUCGACGUUGAACAAAAAUAUUUCAAAAUCGUGCAAUCAAAUUUAUUCGAACGAGGCGUUUGACAAGGCUGUUGUGGUUGAUAUGAUACCAAAGAGGGAAAUCGAUGCGAAUUUUAGGUCACUCGAUCGGAAAAUUCUGAACUGUUCAAGUCAGGAGGAUAAUUCACAGCAGAAAUCUACUAUACCGCCUAUAGCACUACCUCGAAGUCUAGGCCUGAGCAGGAAGUGGAGGGGGCCUGUGAGGUAUCCUGUAACACCAGUCAAAAAAACGAUAGAUAGAAGCGAUAAUUACUUUUCCAAUUCCGAGGAUGAACAAGUAUUUAUUUAAUUGUACACAGUGUACGUUUUGUACCUGAAUUAAUGAUAAAUGGGCUUUAGAUUUGGAUCCGCGUUCGUGUUUUACUUAUCUGAAUUCACCAGAUUUGAAGCCCACUUUAACAUUGUGAAUGAAUGUGUUGCUUUCGGAAAUGGGACGCUAGGUGGACAGUAGAUUCAAUUUUCGAUGCUCAGGCGGCAGUACACAAAGUUUUGUUACAUAGAAUAAAGUGGAAUAAGAUGUUCUCAUCAAGAAUUACAGUUUGUAGGAUCAUUAAGUGCCAUAUGGAACAACAACGUCAAAGUGACAUUCCAUAAAUUUGAAGGUUAUUCCUUUUGUUACUAAACCCCAAUUACACUCACCCAAUUGUAAUAAUUAGCACUGAGAAUUGAACACAUUGGUGUAAUCUUAAAAUAAAUACAUUUUGUAUUCUUGAAAACUGUACUGUUCUUGUAACUACAAAAGUAUUACUAUUACUUUUUUCAAAAAAUAUUCCGUCUGUGAAGUACCUUUAGAAAAAAAAUAUUCACACGUAUUCUAUGCCAAUAGAGUUUAAAUGUUUUAUAUGGGAAUUAUAUCCACAGUACAGUUCAUAAUAAACAAAAUAUCUGACCACACCUCCUGGUGUAAAUUUUCCAAAUUUCGUGGGUGUAAACGUGGUUUAGUAAGAAAGUGACUAAUUUGUCGUCACAUUUGACGUUUCACCGUCCGAUACUGUACCCACUUUAUAUAUUGUUCAUAUUUUUCUAAUUGAGAAUUAACGACUAACUUCAUUUUUAUCACGAUUACCUGUGCAGAGAAAAAAACAAAAACUAGAACAGGAUAGAUACGGUUGUGUUCAAUAAAAAUGGGAAAUUUUAAAAGAAAAUCUGUCAUUUUUAGUAAUUUUUCCACAAUUUUAAAACGGCUUUUUAGAUUUUAGGUUAGAAAAUUGAACGAUUGCUUUUGAAAUAUCAGUUUUACAAACAAAUAGGUUAAUUUAUAUGAGGUUGGACAGGCGUCAACCUGAUAAUUGCCUACUUGACAAAUAAAUGACAAACAAAAGUCAAUAGUAGACCGUGCGAUUUAUUUUUCUAUACAACAUCGGUUUGACUGUCAAAUAAAAGGUCGAGUAACUGCAGUACCAACAUAAUUAUUUUUAAAAUAAAUUGCACGGCUUACUAGACGAGUUUUUUCGGUCGAAUACUUGCUAAGACAAGAUUGACUUUGGCAAAUGAUUUACCUUCUAAGAAAAUGGAGGGUGGGUGG